GUGCCAUUUUGUCACAAUUCUAGUUGAAUUUAGUUGAAAAAAGUAUUAGAAACAUAAAAAUCCUAAUCUAUAAGUUGGGUGGUUCAAAACAAACUGAAAUCCAGUCAAAUAUUGACCAAAAUAAACCAAACAGAAACCAAAUUGCCACAAUGCCACACGUCAAUCACAAGGACGAGUUGGCACAGGAGCACAAGUAUCGGGGAGCGUUGAUGCCGUUUUUGCUUCUUUCGUUGCUGAUGUUCGGUUUUCUUGCCUUCUACAUCUAUUGGCACUUCUAUGGACAACGAUGAUCUUAAAAAAGUUUGCAUUAUUGUUGUUAUUGAUUUAUAUGAAUAAAAAGAAAAUAAGUUCAACAGCAAUAUAAACAAACCACUAAACGAAGUUAAAAAAAAGUCCAGUAAAUUUUUAAUUGAUAAACCCAAACGGUUAGAACCCGUUUGACAGUUCGACGUGGAGGACGCGUUUUGCCUCUGUUGUUGCUGCGCGCAAAGUGCUUGUGGAUGGAGGUGGAAGAUUCCUCCGAUGACGAUUUUCUUCCCGUUGUCGGAACGCGGAAGCGGAAGAAGACAAGUGACGACGGAGCCGACGUCGGAAAUGGCAACGAGGAACAGCACCUCAACAACAACAAGUUCAGCACGCUGGUGGAGAACAACAACAAUAACAAUGGUAACCCAGCCGAGAAAGGAAGCGUCCCGCCGGUUCCAGUGGCCAAGAAACCACCUCCUCUGGUGGUAAAGAAUAUGAGUUUCGGCAAGCUGAGGAAUGUAAUGUUGUCGUGCACAACCAAGCCAAGUUACAAGCUGACUCCGUUUGGGAUCAAAUUGCUGCGUAUCUCCGAGGAGCGUUUUAAAGUGGAGUUCUAUACCCACGAGAAACGAAGCGAGCGGCAACUCCGCGUCGUCGUCAGAGGACUUCCACCGGCUUCACCUGAAUUCGUCAAGAAGAAACUCAAGGAAUCGCACAACCUGGAUGCUGUGGAGGUGAAUGCCAUCAAGAGAAAAGGAGAGUUCGCCUCAUCAGCGGAAACCCCGUACGUUGUUACGUUCCCCAAGGGGUACACCAACCACAAGAAGCUGAGUGAAAUCAAGCUCUUGAAAGCAUUUCACAUCCGGUGGGAGGCCUACCGAAACAAGCGGACGAACGUGACUCAGUGCAGGAACUGCUUGCAGCUGGGUCAUUAAACCAGGAACUGUCACCUCAAGGAGGUGCAACAACUGUGGGGUCCCCACAAGCCGGACGAGUGCGAAGUCCAGGAAGCCCAGCCAAAGCGGUGUGCCAACUGCCCCACAAAGCAGCAGCCCCAAGCGUGCAGAUUUCAUCUGGAGGCGCCAGCAGGCAUCGAAACCAAUACCGCCGGAAGGAAGGCGGAGAAGCAGAGUCCAGCAAUUCCGGCGUUCACGCCGGCGGAGUUCUCUCCGCUGCCGGGCGCAGUCCCGGACUGAAUCGAAGGAUCGCCCUCGACCCGCAGGAAGCAGUGGCUCCCGAGACGGUGGAGCUACGGAGAAAGGUGCUCCACAGUUCGACUGAGUUGUGGGGCAUAUUCUCCGAGUACAUCGCCAGGUUCAAAACCUGCAAGACCCGCUUGGACCAAGUAUCCCUUGUCAGUUACAUGAUCUCCAAGUGUGGAGUUUAAGGAGUUUUAUUUUUUAUUAUUAUAUAUUAGUUGUAACCGAUCCUCGGUCCUUACCUGGUCACAGCACCUAAAAGGACCUAAUAAAAAUAAGUCAAGAACAAAAAAAAUAGAUAGUGGUCGACUAAUUUUGCUGCAAAAAUGACAUUAGCAACUGUUGUUUGAUUGUAAUGCUGAGAAAAAAAAUCUUGACGGCACGAGGAUUGAACCAUCAACUUCUUGGAUAUUGAUCAAACACGCUUCCAUGACGCCAAGAAGCGCUUGACAUGAGAGAGAAAAUUUAAAACGUUCAAAUAAAGAAAUAAGCUUCUGUUAGUAUUCUAAACUGAAGACUUUUUAAAAAUUUGAUCAUUUUUACGAGAUUUAAUUUCUUCUAAUUGCAAUAAUCACAAGUAUUCAAUUCGUUUCAA
Messenger RNA from Culex quinquefasciatus (southern house mosquito), 2040 nucleotides. RefSeq lists its product as uncharacterized. The coding region runs from base 501 to 1181 and encodes 226 amino acids. The record is from RefSeq and is a predicted model, not a curated record. NCBI's taxonomy places the organism in Eukaryota, Metazoa, Arthropoda, Insecta, Diptera, Culicidae. The transcript has 2 exons.